Molecule: messenger RNA, 864 nt
Organism: Cryptomeria japonica (Japanese cedar)
Lineage: Eukaryota; Viridiplantae; Streptophyta; Pinopsida; Cupressales; Cupressaceae
Product: DEAD-box ATP-dependent RNA helicase 52B
Exons: 3
Coding region: 206-502 (98 amino acids)
Molecular function (GO): ATP binding; nucleic acid binding
Source: RefSeq, a predicted model, not a curated record
GGCAGCCUAAGCAGAACGGGCUUUUGAGGCCUAUGAAGACAUUCUUGUUGAAACUAGCAGCGAAAAUGUGCCUCCUCCGGUGGGCACGUUUGCAAAAACUGAUCUGGGUGAGACACUGAAUCUUAAUAUAAAGCUCUCCAAUUACGUUAAGCCCACUCCUGUGCAGAGGUAUGCAAUACCCAUCUCACUGGCGGGAAGGGAUUUGAUGGCUUGUGCUCAGACUGGAUCAGGUAAAACGGUUGCCUUCUGUUUUCCCAUCAUUUCUGCGAUCAUGAGGUCUAACGUUCCUCCAAGGCCACGCGCAGGAAGGAGCUCAUUUCCCCUGGCGCUUAUUUUGUCCCCAACCAGAGAAUUAUCAAUGCAGGCCAAACUUCUGGGCUACAUCUUCAUGCCCAUUCAAUCUUUAAUAUCUGCAGGCCAAACUUCUGGGCUACAUCUUCAUGCCCAUUUACACUUCAGUUGCACGCUACAAAACAAUUUAUUUGGCUUCUGCAUUCGGUGAAGAAAGAGGAUUCUAAUGUGACUCACUGGACGAUUCGCCCCUCUACCACCUCCAUCUCUGACAAUUUACAGAACAUAACAAUGGAGGGCGAGUUAAAGCCUGUUAAAUUUCGAACUCGGAUUAGCAGUAAAGACAUCGCGUAGCUGUGGAAUAUCCUCUGUGUUUCCUGACUAUUGAAUAUCUUCUCUGUUUGUUGAUUAAGGAAAUCCUGUUUUCCUGGAAUAACAGCUUUUAGUGAUUUACAUAAAACCGAGGGUUUAAUUGUGUUUCUUCACCGCCCAGCGAAGAAAAGUGAUAUUUUUGCCUUCGGCUCAUAGCUUUUGUUAUUGUUACUGGCAAUAUGAAUCUUUCACAUUUACUUA